Dioscorea cayenensis subsp. rotundata (Guinea yam) is the source of this 3333-nucleotide messenger RNA. RefSeq lists its product as uncharacterized. Bases 266 to 3238 code for a protein of 990 amino acids. Lineage: Eukaryota; Viridiplantae; Streptophyta; Magnoliopsida; Dioscoreales; Dioscoreaceae. The record is from RefSeq and is a predicted model, not a curated record. The transcript has 5 exons.
CCGAGGCAAAACGCCGUAUCGACCAUGGCGGAGCCUGGAGAAGAUGAGAAAAUUUUCAUUUAUUUAUUUAUUUAUUUAGUCAAUUUAUCGCUUCAGAGACUAUAUAACCUUGAAUCAAAAUCCCUAAUUUUAGUUUUCUCCAUCGAUUUUGGGGAAGAAGAGCUUCUCGAUCGAAGAGGUGUGAUCCAAUUUGAUGCUGUUCUUUAUUCAAUCCAUUGAAUUUUUAGGAUUGAUGAGAUUUAUCAGCUCAAGUGUUUGUUGAUUAAUGGCAACGUUUUUGCGGCACCCGGAAUCUACAGUACGACAUGACAAGAAUCAUGUAGGAUGGAUGUGGGGAUUUCUCCAUUUCUUUGAUUUUCACCAUCAUCUUCAUGUUCGGAAGAUGCUGACUGAUAAAAAGCACACAGAUGGCAGGCAUUCUCAGGGAACUAAAGAUACAAAUUUGAAGCAAAAUGUUCCUUUGUCUGGUGAAGAACAUGAACUUUUACUGAGCGAGGCGGACAUUUCGAUGGAUGACAAAGUGAAUGCCAAAAUAAAAAAUUCUGCCAGCUCUCGGAUAAAAUCUCUCAUUUCAAAAAAAAUGUCAAAGAAACGAGACAAGAAAAAGAAGACUUCUCCAUUGGCCUCCAAACUACAGCGAACUCUUUCCAUCCAUUAUUUGGAAUGCAAUGAUUAUGUCCUUUCUGAUGAAUUAUCUUCAGACAGUGAGGCCUCAACAGUUGAAUCUAAUUCAUGUGAGGAUGAGUCUUGUACUAGCAGUGGACCUGCAACACCGAUGUGGGAAGACUUCGAUGGGGCAAGACAAUUUGAAGCUUAUGGCAUUGUUAGUACUAUUAGUCAUGCCGGUCAUAACCAACUUAAUGAGAUCGGAAAUCAGUUUGUAGAGAAUCAAGUAGUGCUUACUGAAAAGCUAACUCAGGCAAAGGAUGCCUGGAUUAAGCUGAAGUCCUUAAAAUAUGAUACUAAAGGCCAGAGUGCAGAUGUAGCAGUCUAUCAAUCAAAAGAUUUCUCAGAUAUGCUGGAUUUAUUCAAUACAAAUAAGGAGUUAUUUCAACAGAUCUCACAGGAUCCGAAUUCUGUUUUUAUACAUCACUUGCCAGAAAAACAUGCUUCAAGUUCAGAGAUGGCAUUGACCAAGUCUGGUUCAUUCCCAGGAACAGCGUUAUCAGGGAAGAAGAGAAGUGGUCUUUCUAGAUUUAAACGUGAAGGGGAAGGAGGGGAUAGUGGUAAUUCAAGGGAAUCUCAGGCUGAUAACUCUGCUUCAGUUUCAAGUACUAAUGACAACAGUUUGCAACACGGGGCUCCCAGAGCACAUAUGCAAUUUGGUUUUCUGAAGCCAGAACAUGCUGCCAUGAAUAGUUCAGGGACUAAUUCCAACUUGGAGAGUUUACUUGCUUCUCCUCGUGGAUUUAAUAACCAGAUGGAUGCUGUAGCUGUUUCGAGUCGUUUUAAGGGCCUCAAGCAGAGGAUACAAGAUUUAAUCCAGGAGACCAAGAAGGAGCAACAGCGCAUAUCUAUGGAUGGGCUUUUGCAUAAAAUCCCAUAUGGGCGUAAGGUUUCUGAAAAGGAUGAAAGGCAUAAUUUAUGGGAUGGACUUGCUCCUGAAAAAGCUUUUUCUGCUAAUAGCAAGCAUUACAGUAGAGGUUUUCGGAGAUCUCGUUCUCUUACUGAAUCCUUAGAGAGUUAUAGUCGUUUGCUUGAAUCUGUUUCAUUUAGUGAAUAUGAUCAUAAGGUUUCUGAAAAUGUUAAGGGCGAAAGGCAUAUUUUGGGGGAUGGACUGGUGCCAGAAAAACCUCUUUCUGCUAACAGCAAGCAUUACAGUAGUAGUUUUCGGAGAUCUCGUUCUCUUACUGAAUCCUUAGAGAGUUAUGGUCGUUUGCUUGAUUCUGUUUCAUUUAGAGAAUCUACAAGGCUGCCUGAGGAGUUGGGGUUGGUUCAAGAAGAUCCUGUUAUGCAGAAUAAAAAGAACCCAAGAACACUAGGAAGAAUUCUUUCCAAUCCUGAAUAUGGGUCAUACUUACAGACCAAAGUUCUUCUAACAGGUGAUGGAGCAGUCAACCCUGUUGGUUCUUAUGUGCCGAAACCCAUAGAUUCAAUCAUCCCUGAAGAGGAGUGCAAAGAAACAAAUAUGUUGUCACCACAUGCACUUGCUAGUGAGACAAUUGAUGGGGGCCUAGAAGAGAUUGCGACAAUGAAUGAACUUGACCAAAAUCAAAAGGGAAUAAGUAAAGAUUUAGUUCAUGUAGAGGAAGCAGGAGAUGGACUUGUAUCUGUGGAACAUAUGUUGAGAGCAAACCAUGGAGACAUAGCAGAUGGAAAUUCAGAAAAAGAAAUGUCAGUUAAUGCACUUGAUCAGAGUAGUCAACCAGAUGCCAUGGAUGAUUUAAAAGGAGAACAAAAUAGCUACUCUGUCAUCAACGAGCAGGAGGUUACCAUUGAGGAAGAACCGUGCAACAAGCAAACCAAACCCAGCCCCAUAUCUGAUCUGAACUCAUGCAUUGAAGAGGAACCUGUCUGUCCUGCAAAAUAUUCUGCCAUAGAAGGAGGUUCAGAGCUAAGCAUUGGAGGGAUACUUUGUCAGGCCCCAAUUGCCCAUUUGGACCAGGAUAAUGAACUUGAUGUAAUAGAAAGAGACACAACAAAGACUCAAUUACAAAGUGCUGUUGCUGAUGGAGAUGCUUUCUAUGUUCAAGUGAGUAAAAAAGAUGAGGCUGAGUUCAAGUAUGUUAAGGACUUGCUGAAGAAAUCUGAGUUCAGUGGCCAAAGUUUACCCAGAGAAUUUUACUCACCCUAUCCAGAAGUGCAUCAUUCAUUACUGCAAAAAGACACAAAAUGCUCAAACCAUGAUACAGACAUUGCAACAGAUGAUCAUGAAAUGUCUCUGGAUCACCAGCUUCGGUUCGAUCUAAUUAACGAAGUUUUGGCCGACAUCUAUGUGAGAUCAUUUUCUUAUUGGCCCGGGUUCAUGCAUUUUAAUUCACGUACUAGACCAAUGCCAACCGGUUACCAUAUUCUUGAAGAGGUGUGGGAAAACAUCAGCUGGCAUCUUGGUUCACAAACACUUCAUGCUAGUCAAAAUUUAGACUCCAUCAAUGCUAGAGAUUUUACUGCAAAUGAUGGAUGGAUGAAUCUCAGAUGGGAUGCAGAGUGUGUUGCACUGGAGUUAGAGGCUCUUUUGCUUGAUGAUUUAGUCCAUGAAGCUGUAUUAGACUACAAUGGCUUGCUUAUUUCUUCCUAAGUUUAAGUUCUCUUUAUCUAUCUCUUUUUUGUAUGUGUGUAUCAUUGUGUGUAUGUAUAUAUAUAUAUAUAUAUAUAUAUAUGUAAACAAAGUUU